Messenger RNA from Meloidogyne enterolobii, 1023 nucleotides. The record is from the annotation of a GenBank genome assembly. Lineage: Eukaryota; Metazoa; Nematoda; Chromadorea; Rhabditida; Meloidogynidae.
AUGUUUAUAAUUUCAAUAUUUUUUCUUCUUCAAUUAAAAAGGGAUGUAACACCAGCAAAUAUAUUACAUAAUGAAUUACCUUUACCUCAGUGUCAAUACACAAUCAGAAAGGAUAAUAUAAAUGGAGAAUUGUUAAAAUUCUCUCGUGUUGGUGAUUUAAUUAUGCAUCGAUGGGAUUGUAGAUCGGAAGACGAAAAAUACAAAAAUGUUUAUGGAAUGUUAGUUCAUAAUUGUUUUGUAGAAGAUGGACAGGGUGACAGAGUACAAGUUAUUGAUGAAAGAGGUUGCCAUAAGGAUCCAAAUGUUCUUGGAGAUCCAACAUAUACAAAAGAAUUAAAUAUGGCAUAUAGAGAAUCUUAUGUUUUUAAAUUUCGUGAUAGAAUAGGCGUCAGAUUUUCUUGUGAAAUCAAGCUUUGUGUUAAAGCAGAAAAUGGUUGUGAUGGAAUAACUCCCCCCGAUUGUCAAAACGAUAGAGAAGAGAGUAGCAAUAAUAUACACUUUCAAAAUUCAUUGGAUGACUCUUCAAUAGAAAAUAUUAAAAAUAUAACAAAUAAUUAUAAUAAUCAAAGCUUAAUUACCCCAAGAAAUAGGAUAAGAAAACACCGUUCAGUAAACACUAAAGUAGUAGAUGCCGAUUUAUUUUCUCAAUAUGUUUUUGUUUUGGAUGAACCUGUUGAUGGGGAAGAUGAAAAAGAGGAAAAUAAUUAUUUAAAUAAUAUUAAAUUACAAAAUUAUGUAGAUUCAAAAUCCUCAUUAUGUAUUAGCACAACAUUAUUUACAGCUAUACUAUUAAUUAUUUUAUUUAUUUUUGGAAUUGCAUCAGCAAUUAUUUUUCAUUCAAUUUACAGGCAACACAAAAAAUAUCCAUCAACCACCUCCUUCCCAUUUUCUACUUCCUCUUCUUCUGGUCUGGCCUAUUCAAUUGAAAAAACAUUAUCGUCAAGCUUUAUUUUACCAAAAACAAAAAAUAAUGAAGAAUUUUAUACGAAAAAAGACAAAAAAUGGAAUGAAAUAAUUAAAUAA